Molecule: messenger RNA, 5312 nt
Organism: Seriola dumerili (greater amberjack)
Lineage: Eukaryota; Metazoa; Chordata; Actinopteri; Carangiformes; Carangidae
Gene: igdcc4
Product: immunoglobulin superfamily DCC subclass member 4-like
Biological process (GO): axon guidance; cell-cell adhesion
Cellular component (GO): axon; plasma membrane
Molecular function (GO): protein binding
Source: RefSeq, a predicted model, not a curated record
AUGUGCCACCUUUGUCUUAGUUUCUAUGGAGACGCUUUCCUCCAGGCCAAGUAUGUGGAGGGCACCCCUCCAGCGGAAGGAGAGACUCUUUCACGCACCGGCGGAGACAAUAGCGGAUUCCAACAUAUGCAUGUCGCUAUAACGGUAGCUGGUUGUAUAGACGCACGCUGCUACCCCACUGGUGGAAAUCAAAGGCUGUACAUGGCGGUGGAGAGUACAAUUUGGCUGUUCUGUCUUCUUUCGCUGUUUUGUGGUCCAUCCAAGCAAGAAAAGCCUGUUUCGGUGGAGCUGAGCUGCGGGGCUGGGCCCAGCCAUGUAGUGUUGGAGCCAGGUUCGCCCCUCUUGCUGGACUGCAAUCUGGGGGCCAGCGAUACACCUUUCAAUGUUACCUGGCUUCAGGAUGGCAAGACCCUGCCUCUGGAGGAGGGCGAUGACUAUCUGCAGUAUUUGGGCAAUGGAUCCCUCCUCCUGCUGCCGACCUCCAAGGAUGGCCACCCUGCCCAGGACGUGGAGGGGGGCUACAGCUGCGUGAGUGCCAGCGCCCUUGGAGCCCUGACCAGCCGGACUGUAAAUGUACUCUUGGCAAGUCUGUCCAAGUUCCAUCAGGAGCCAUCACCCCAAACAGUGCCCGUUGGGGGAGCUGCCCGCUUCGAGUGCCAGAUUGAGGGAGUACCCACACCUGUUAUUACCUGGGAAAAGAACAAAGAGGCUGUCACUGAAGUGACAAGGUUCAUUUCCCUUCCUAACGGGGUGCUCCAGAUUCUAGAGGUGACCAAGCAGGACGAGGGUGCCUACCGCUGUGUUGCAUCCAACUCUGCCAGGAAGGACAUCAGUCAUGAAGCCAAGCUCACUGUCACCUCAGGCUCUACUGAAGCCCUGAACAGAGUUGUGAUUGUUGCACCACCUCAGAAUGCCACGGUAGUCCUCGGCGGGCCAGCUGUGAUGGAGUGUAUGGCACAAGGCCAGCCGAAACCACUGGUGUCCUGGAGCAGACAGGAUGGAAAGCCCAUUUCCACUGAUGUGGUCGUCCUCGCAACAAACCUGGUGAUUAGGGACACAAGGCGUCACCAUGCCGGCAUCUAUGUCUGCCGGGCCAACAAGCCCAAGACCAGAGAGUUUGUCAUUGCUGCUGCUGAGCUGCAUGUGCCUGCCCCUCCAGUGAUCCUCCAGCCCCCAGAGACAGUGUCCCUCUCCCGGGGAAACACAGCCAGGUUUGUGUGCAACAGCUCUGGGGAGCCUCCUCCCGUGUUGCACUGGCUGAAGAACGGCCAACCCAUCAAGUCAUUCAGACGAGUGAAGACCCAAAGCCCUGGAGUCCUGCUCAUCAACCAGCUGGCACUGGAGGAUGCUGGGUACUACCAGUGCAUAGCAGACAAUGGGCUGGGCACGGCCUGUGCCACUGCCAAGCUGACGGUCAUUGUGAGGGAAGGUCUGCCCAGCCCUCCUCGUCACCUGUCUGCUACACCCUACUCCAGCACGACUGCUCUGCUUACCUGGGAGAAACCUGAGUACAACUCGGACCAAAUCAUCGGCUACUCUGUGCACUGCCAGCGCGCUGCAGGCUCGGAUAAUGUGGAGUACCAGUUUGCGAUGAACAACGACACCACGGAGUAUCACUUCAAAGAGCUUCUCCCCCAUACUGCAUACACAUUCUUUGUGGUGGCUUAUUCUCCCAUGGGUGCCAGUCGCCCAUCCCUGCCUGUUACUGUAGAGAUGCUGGAGGAUGUACCGAGUGCACCUCCUCAGCUGUCUAUAGCCAGCACCUCCCCAACAGACAUAAGGCUGAUGUGGCAUCCAUUGUCCUCGCAGCACAGUCGAGGAGCUGUUACCCGCUACCGCAUUGAGUACAGCUCUCUGGAUCAGGCGGACACAGUGUUCACAGUGGAGGUAGGGGGUAACGAGACUCAGUUUACACUGAGAGAACUGCAGCCUAACCAGGCCUACCGACUGAGGAUAGCAGCUGGAACAGGUGUUGGCUUUGGGAUCCCAUCUGAGUGGGCCCAGCACCAAACAUUAGCCCACUACAACCACAGUGACCACAGUAUGGUGAUCUUUGCCCCGACUGAGCUGAAGGUCAGAGCCAGAGUGAACACACUCAAUGUGACCUGGCAUCCCUCACCCAAUCACACACUGGUCUCUGGUUACAAGCUGUCCUGUCGUGAGGUCGAGGCCGAGGAGUCAGCCAAUGGGCAAAGGAGCACACAAACCCACACCAUCAGGCUCCGUAAGAAGGCUCGGUAUCAUCUCCUCACUGGGCUGGUCCCUGACCGGCAGUAUGAGGUGAGAGUUUGGGCAUUCAACAAGCAGAUAGAUGGAGCAGCUGCAAUGUGGAAGGGAAGGACAGACAAAGCCCAUGACAGAACACCGUCGCCGCCCAUGCGCCCCCCUCCGUUGCCCCCAAGCAGCAUCCAAGCCACAACCAACAGUUCCACCUCCAUCUGGCUGCGGUGGGAGAAACCGCGGUUCAGCAACGUACGCAUCAUCAACUACACGGUGCGCUGCAGCCCAGCGGGAACCACAAAUGCCUCUCUGGUCUCCUACCACACCAGCUCUGCUCAGGAGAUACUGCUCGGGGCAUUGAAGCCCUUCACCCGUUAUGAGCUGGCUGUACAGUCUAAUGGAGUGGAUGUGGUGGGACCCUUCAGCGGCACAGUGGAGGAGUCCACUUUGUCUGACCGGCCCUCCACACCUCCGGAGGAGCUGCAGCUGAGUGCUCUGGACUCCUCCUCUGUGCUGGUGAGCUGGCGCCCUCCACUGGAGCCUAAUGGUGUCAUCAUCAGCUACAUGAUACUGUACAGUGGCAACCUCAGCCAGCCUGAGCACCUGUGGAAAAAUCUCUCCCAGGAUGGGAGCAUUACCAGCGUGGAGGUCCAGGGUUUGUCCAGUGGCACCCAUUACUUUUUUAAGUUGGGAGCGUCUACUGAGGUGGGGCCAGGGCCUUAUUCACCUGUAAAGGAUGUUCACACUCCCCUUCAGACAUAUGAGCUGGACAUCCAUGCAGUCACAGGCAUCAUAGUCGGUGUAUGUCUGGGACUGAUAUGCAUCCUCCUCUGCAUGUGUUUUAGCUUUCGUAACAGCAAAUCCAGGGAUAUAUCUGGGGGCCUGGACUCCACAGCUGUGACCCCUCAAUACAGGAGAGGAGGCUGCCCCAUACCCUCCAACUUGCCAGAGUGCAACGAUAGCCAUGAGUUGGAAACACUGAUGCCCCCAGGCAGCCAAGAGUCUGGUCAGCCGCUAGCAGAGGCCCCAGAGGAGCAGAGCCUGAUGGCAAGUGCUAAUCCAGGGGAAGGGGAGGAUGGCCCUGCACCUGAACCCAAGGCUGCUUGGAACGGCUCUGUGAGUCAUAACUGGGCCAACAGAAUCACUAGAUACAGAGACACCAUAACAGAAGACUGUCCAACACUCAUUAACGGAGCUCUCAACAUGCUAAUUACUGAUAACGGCACGGGCUUAGAAGAUCAACUGUGUACAUCCCUCUGCAGUAACCAGGUGGAGGCAGAAGUCAUUGUUCACUCUGAGCUGUCAGAUCCUGGAGGGGACAAAGAGGAAGAGGGCAGCGAGAGGGAGAAGGAUUCUAAUGCCACCAGGGGACCCUCAUUAUCCGAGGACAGAUAUUCCCCUUUGAGCCAGCCAAGCUUGCCAGGAGAGGAGGAACCUCUAGAAAAACUAUCACUGGCGCAAAGCCCCUCAAGUUUUCCCUCGAUUAAGUUGGUGGGUAAUCAUAACCGGGAGCUAGAUAUCCCAGGAGACCAGCCGGUUGCAGUCAUACAGCCACAUCAGGACAUGGGGCUGACCAAUGGCUUCCACUCCCCUAAGACUGUGAGGUCUGUGCUGAGGUCGGAGCAUCUGGAGAACGGGGACUCCAGACACUGCCCUUCUGCACCAGGGAAGGCCAUCUCUGUCGGGCUGUCCCCUGCCCCCUUUGUCAGCUCCGGCUUUGUCCACUCUACCUCAGCAGCACACAGUUAUCUGUGCCCGUAGCGUCUGCAUGUAGGGCAUCGACCCUUACACAAACACAGACAUCAGACUGAUUUUCUUUCAAAAGUACAAAGUACCCAGGAAGAGUCCCUAAGGAUUAUUUUUAUGCACCUCAUUAUUGGAUUUUUUUCUCUUCCUUGCAAAGUUUUUAUAAGUACUUUGAUUCCAUUGUUUCAUACGUGUAUAUACAGUAUACAUAUACAGUAUAUUUUUAGUGGUAGAGUACUGUAUAUGGGUAUGCUUUCUCUAGCAUUGCAACCAUACUUUCCUCUGGGUUUUUUUCCUGUCCAUAGGAAAGAACAGAAAGAUUUAACUUAACCAAGCAGAUGGAAGUGGAUUGAAGGAGGCUAUUCCCACUGUGUCGCACAUGGCUCUGUUCCACUCAGGAAUGAGAAAAAGCCUGGAACGUUCCCUGAGUGAGUGAGCACUUGGACAGGCUAUAAUCGUGGAUGGAAGGAUGGAAGCGGAGGCUCGGUGGGUCUCCCUGGGCUUCGCUGUGUGGAUGCUACUUUACUGUGGCACUGAGGAAUAAGCCUUAAAGAGUAUCUGCACACUCUGAGAGUGCAGAACACCUGUGUCUCUCUCCAGCCUCCUGCUGUCUCAGGGUGCACAUGCACACACACACACACACACACACACACACACACACACAUUCAAACACAGUCAAAGGUAACCGCAUAGCUAAUUCCAUGAUAUCUCACAGAAACUCAAUUGGUCACGCUUAAACACACAUUUACACACACAUUUCCUGACGGGAGUGUGGGGGUCUCAGGUGCCUGAAUAUUCUAGGUGCAUUUAUAACCUCUGUAUAUUUCUAUAGAUUAUUAUAUUCAGAACAAGUUCAAAACACAUGUCAACAUUAAGGGAAAAAAAACACUCAAAAUAUAAAAAGAUAUUGAGUAUGUAGAUUUGGUACACAUGAAGUAUUCCUUUCCAAAAUGCCAUAUGUCCAGGUGGUGUGAUUUUGUAAACCAGGGACACUCAGUUGAAAAGUGAAGUGUUUUUGUUUUGCUUUUUUUUUAAGAUGGUGGAUAUCUCAUUUUGGAAUCAAAGUAUUUACACAUUCAUGUCGACACUGGUUUAAUUAUGUUGGUGGGAGAACUAGAGGAGAUGUUACAACAACCCAUCUGUAGACCACUCUUCUGGUUUGUCUCCCAGUUAGGGAUGCACCAAUGUCCAUACUGUUGUCAAGAUACUGUGCUGUUAGUUGGACCCAAUUGUCAUUUUCAGCUCAGUAUAAAAUUUUUGAUUAUAUGAAAUGCUUGCCAUGUUUUUAAUUUACGGGACAUUCAUCUUGACAAACCUGAUUCAGCUGUAUGGGUCUCUAGUCAGAC